AUUUUAUCUACCCGUCCAUCACUAUCAGCAACAUUGUUAGGACAGUGGUUACCAAUCCUGCGAAUCGGUUAUACAAUUAUUGAACCGGAAGUUAUUGAUCGACUAAGGAAACAGUCGGCACCCAUGUAUGUGGCUGUCAUGGGUUGGGACGGUUCCCGUGGAACGGGAUGUAUAGUAGGUCAUCAUCUAUCGGUUAAUAAUACGGACACAUUUACUGUUCGGGUACUGACCUGUGCGCACGCUGUCUGCCUGCAGCUACCCGUCCAAGUCUACGGUAUCCGUAUAUCAGGCCCGUCGGGUCAAACAGGACGGGUAGUCUUGAUGGAUCCGGGAUUAGAUCUGGCACUGGUUGAACUGAGUGUCGAUUCAACCGCUAGUAUACUAAACUUUCAGUGGCUGCCGACCACUGCCGACGGCGCUUCCGACGGCCAGUUGUUUGGCCAACCAGUCCUGGCGUUCGGGUUUCCCACUGAUAGCUACAAUCUGUGUACGGGUUUGGUUAGCUGUCCGGCUGGCCAACGGUUUGCUGAAGAAAACUAUAGACAUUUUGCUGCCUCACGUAAUGUUGAUCUAACCUCCCAACACCUACACUACCCCAUACCGGAUCAGCAAUCAAUAAUGGGAGGUCAGAGACAAUAUCCAGCGGACGGUACGUUCAAUAUUGAACAUACAGCUCAAACAGAGUCAGGCUAUUCGGGUGGUCCGCUAAUUGAUGCCGAUUCGGGACAACUGUUGGGUAUUAAUCAUUCAAUUGGUGUGAAUAUAACAUUUGCCAGUUCUAGCAAUUAUAUCAAUGAUUUAUUAGAUAAGGCCGACAUAUGUAAGGACAGACAGUUUCAGAGACGUCGGUUAGAGCACCGACCUAUCAGAUUGGGCUACGAGUUUGCCUACUAUUUUGAUUCAUGCAGUCUAACCGAUAAAAUUAUCGAUACCGACGGCAAUGCUUCACUGGAACCGACCGAUGAAAUUGUUGAACUAAAUGGACAAUUGAUUGAAUCGUUAGACCAUUUCAUCCAAUUGCUAGACCAGUGUCCAGACAAUCAACCGAUUAGUCUAACAGUAUUAUCCAUAGAGGAUAGCCAACUGUCCCAACCAACCAAAACUGUACGAUUGAUGCCAACUAAUGGACUGACCAGUGUUUAG
Molecule: messenger RNA, 1143 nt
Organism: Oppia nitens
Lineage: Eukaryota; Metazoa; Arthropoda; Arachnida; Sarcoptiformes; Oppiidae
Exons: 3
Coding region: 124-1143 (339 amino acids)
Molecular function (GO): protein binding
Source: RefSeq, a predicted model, not a curated record